UAGAAGAUUAUUAUGCUCUCACCCCGUUUGGUCGAAUGGUAACUUAGGGUACAGCGACCCGAUCAUGUGACGCGCAGUGAAGGUGCUGAUAUAUAUUCGCUAGCCUGCUAUAUGCAAAAAGCGCCUAUUCGAUGCCUCGGGAAGCUGAUGAGCAGACUUGAAAUCAGAUCGUAUUCUACACUUGUCGAAGCGAGUUGGACAGAUGGACACACCAAGAGAGAUAUUUUACCCGCUGGCAAACGUUUCGAGGGAUAACCUUGCCAAAGUAUGCAAAUAUCUAUGGGGAUGGACACCGUGUGAGCGGUGGAUUUGCGGGAAAGCGUGCCAUCAACCGUCUGGCUGUCCAUGUCGGCGCGCUGCAAAAUUAGAGCCUUUCUUUGAUUUCUACAGAGAAGCCACGGCUUGUUAUAUUCCGGAUUUUACUGGUGAUUUAUGCCCUGCCUUGAGAUCCCACGAUGAUCUCGUCGACAUCAUCGUCCUGCUCAAGAGCAAUGCGGACCAAGCACGAUCAAAGCUAACGACGAAAUAUUUCAGCCAGCGUGUUCAAAACGGGACUCAGAAACUGCCGACAACCGUUGACCAGAAUAGGGCUUUUGGCCUUGCUGCCCGUAUCAUCAGCAUGGUCCAAUGCUCUGCUGAGAACCAGUCUGACGGCUUGCUGGAAGCAGGAACGCAGCCUAGCACCUGGCAUAGUGAUAGAUCAUUUAAGGAUUUCAUGGAAUCGGUGUUUCAUAAAAGAGAACAACCUGCACUCAAUUCCAAUGACGACGUUGCCUUGUCUGCUAAGAUUCAUCUGGCCUCCGUGACGGCGAAGCGACUGAGGAAAGUCGCAAACUUGAAGAUCAUCCCUACUAAUGACCUCAGGAAUCAUCUGCUUCUUAAUGAUGCAGACGGUACUGUUGCCAUAUACCACUACACGGGCGUCCUGAAGGAACAUAUUCUCGCUAGUAGAGGAGAAGGGCCGGGGCAGACACCAGGGCAAUCCAUCCCUAUGGAAAACAUCCCUCGGCGAUUAGCUCUCGAGACACUCGACACCCUUCAAAAGGUGCUGUUCCCUAUUGACCCAGAGUCGCAAUCCCUACUUCGGUCACUCGUCGCCAAGAGCGAAUUCGAUCCGGACAUUCUUCGUCUCGAAUCCUCCUCCUACAGCGGACCGGGCGAGCAGCAAGUCGGAUACGAGUACUGGGGUUCCAGGCUCAUCGACUUGUACGAUGAAUUAGAGAACCCGACGCCCAGAAGCUACUUCGAAAAAUGGCUAGAGCGCAGGAGCGGUUCCAGACAUAUGAUGAUGGCAACUCUAGCCGGCGUUAUUAUCGCUAUCAUUCUUGGAAUAAUCAGCCUCGCCGUAAGCAUCUUCCAAGCCUGGGUGGGAUGGCAGCAGUGGCAACAUCCUGUCGUGGGGUAGUGAGUAAAUGAUUAUAUGGAAAGGGGUUUAAUAUGGGCCUUCAGGCUCCACUCCGUCCCGCGACGGCAACACGCCUUUCAAGGAUAGGCAGGCACUCCAUACCCUGAUCGUACUCGUGGAAGAGCUCGGCUUCAUGUUAAAGAAGACGUUUGGCGAUGAUACAGCUCUUGGAAACAGGAUGGUGAAACUUUGGCGAUUGUUGCGUAGCUUAAAUAGAAAUAAACCGGUACCUAGGUAAUUAGUUUGCUUCAAUGCUAGAUCAUUCGGAAGCUUGGAUUUUCCGCGUUUUGAUUGGCUAGAGCGCGACGCAAUCUCAUUGUCCCGCUCCUUACAGAGGGGUGCUCACUAUUAAUACUCGCUAUAUUUACAGUGGGC
This is a messenger RNA of Annulohypoxylon truncatum, 1780 nucleotides long. RefSeq lists its product as uncharacterized. Bases 203 to 1405 code for a protein of 400 amino acids. Lineage: Eukaryota; Fungi; Ascomycota; Sordariomycetes; Xylariales; Hypoxylaceae. The record is from RefSeq and is a predicted model, not a curated record. The transcript has 2 exons.